Messenger RNA from Gekko japonicus, 960 nucleotides. Its product is annotated as diacylglycerol kinase gamma-like. Bases 1 to 930 code for a protein of 309 amino acids. NCBI's taxonomy places the organism in Eukaryota, Metazoa, Chordata, Lepidosauria, Squamata, Gekkonidae. The transcript is spliced from 9 exons. The record is from RefSeq and is a predicted model, not a curated record. Gene Ontology annotation, biological process: diacylglycerol metabolic process; lipid phosphorylation; intracellular signal transduction. Gene Ontology annotation, cellular component: plasma membrane. Gene Ontology annotation, molecular function: ATP-dependent diacylglycerol kinase activity.
AUGAGAAUUCCACUAUUGUUCGUUGUUCACUAUCACCAUGAUAAGAUAAACUUACCAAAGCACCCUGCUGUAGCUAUUCUGCCCCUCGGGACAGGAAACGACCUUGCCCGCUGUCUCCGUUGGGGAGGAGGUUAUGAAGGAGGCAACUUAAUAAAAGUCCUGAAAGACAUUGAGCACAGUACAGAGGUCAUGCUCGACCGGUGGCAAAUUGACGUGAUUCCCAAUGACAAAGAGGAGAAUGGCGACCCUGUCCCAUACAGCAUCAUCAACAAUUAUUUUUCCAUAGGGGUGGAUGCAUCCAUUGCACACAGAUUCCAUAUGAUGAGGGAAAAACAUCCUGAAAAAUUCAACAGCAGAAUGAAGAAUAAACUGUGGUAUUUUGAAUUCGGUACUACUGAAACCUUUGCUGCCACAUGCAAAAAGCUCCAUGACUAUGUAGAGAUUGAGUGUGAUGGAACAGUUCUGGAUCUGAGUAGCACUUCUUUGGAGGGUAUUGCAGUCCUCAACAUUCCCAGCAUGUAUGGAGGCUCCAACCUCUGGGGGGAAACCAAGAAACAACGCAGCUAUAACCGGAUGAGCAAGAAAGUACCUGAAAAGUUACAAUCCUCAGUUGUUACAGAUGCCAAAGAGCUAAAGUUCUGUGUCCAAGACCUUAGUGAUCAGCUCCUGGAAGUUGUGGGACUUGAAGGGGCUAUGGAGAUGGGACAGAUCUAUACUGGACUGAAAAGUGCUGGCAAGAGGCUGGCCCAGUGUUCCUCCGUCACCAUCAGGACAACCAAGCUGUUGCCCAUGCAAGUAGAUGGAGAGCCCUGGAUGCAGCCCCCCUGCACAAUUAAAAUUACCCACAAAAGCCAAGUGCCAAUGUUGCUAGGCCCUCCCCAAAAGACCAGCUUCUUCUUCUUCAGGAGAAGAAACCGAACUCGAGAUUAAUCUGCAACCAAGCGAAGAAUACUCUUCAAA